UCCAUAGAAACGUGUGAAAUCCCUGUUGACAACGUUGUCUGUCUACUAACAGCUGGAACUCGCCACGAAAAAGCACAGCGUGAAGAAGGACAUUUUCCCAACGGAUUCGUGACAACGUAAUUAAAUUAAACAUAUUUCAGUCACCUGUCCGAUUAUUUUUGUUGGCUUCAUGUGAUUUAGCUUUUAAUAAUGUCCACCGAAGAGACGGGAAAAAACACUGAUGGUGGUGUGGAUGAGGAAGAGUGGCUGUAUGGAGAUGAAGAAGAAGGAGAGCAGAAUGAAAGCUCAUUGUCUGGGGAACAAAAGAACGAGGCGAACGAUGAGGACGAUCAGCUGUUUCUGCAGAGUGAGGAGGUCUACAAGAGUGAGGAAGGGGAAAGCGACAGUGACAGUGAUGAUGACGUCUGUGUCACCAUCGGUAACAUCAAAACAGGGGGAAGUGACAAUGUCACCAGUGGAGCCCCAGGUGUCGGUUUCAACGCGAAGCCCUCAGGAUGGACACUCGGCACAGGCCAGAGCAAAGGUGUGGAUUUGGACGCCAAGGGAGGUGUGAAUGACACUCCUCUGGUUGAGGUGGACCUGGAGACUUUCGAGGAGAAGCCUUGGAAGAAACCAGGUGCGGACAUCUCAGACUACUUCAAUUACGGCUUCAAUGAGGAGUCGUGGAAGAAGUACUGCGAUAAACAGAGGAGGCUUCGCAUGAGCAUGGCAGCCAUGAGUAUAAGUAAUGCUAAAACGCAGAGUCGAGCCAGUCACCAUAGUGAGUACACCGUCUCCAGAUCUGACAGCUACUAUGAUUGCACCCCCAGCUCCUCCUCAAGGUCGAGUGAUUAUCGAAUGUCGACUAUGGAGCCGAGUGCAAGUAUCAAUGUCAUCAGAGAAAAGAUGGCAAUCAUCAGCCGAGUAGAAGGGCGAAGGAGACACAGCACUGACGGGAACCAAAAUAUUAAGGUGAUCUCCGACUCCUCCACGUGUGCCGAGAGCGUCGUGCCCAGUAAGAUGCCUUUCUACCCCCCAAACAUCCCCCCUCCCCCUCUCCCCCCUCCCCCCCUCCACGGCUCCACAUCUUCUUACCUCCCGCCGCCAAGGCCACCUAUCAAUGUACCUCCACCUGGUUUCCCUCCCCCUCCAGGUGCUCCUCCCCCCUCUCUCAUCACGUCACUGGACAGGCUACUGCGCUACAAGAGUAGGAGAGCCAGCGGCAGCUUCAGCCACUACAGCAGGGACAGUCACAGGGACAGGGAGCGAGACCGCAGUCGUUCACCUAUCUACAGGAGCUCUCUGAGGCAAGACAGACAGACACACAGCCACACAGACCUGCUAUGGACAGAGGGACAGAGACACAGGAGCCGUUCAGUAGGACGAUAUGAGCCCCCCUCAGCCCCACCCUUCCCAUUCCCACCAGGUGUGUACCCUCCGCUGAUGAGCAGCGUGACCUCGUGGCCUGGCCUGAUGGACACCAGCAAGGCCUGGGAGCAGUACGCCAGGCGGGACGCCAGCCGCGAGAGAGAUCGGGAACGGGAACGAGAGAGAGACAGAGACAGAGACAAGGCCAAGGAGAGGGCCCAUGAAAGAGAACGCAGCGAGCGGGAGAGAGAGAGGGAGCGAGAGAGGGAGAAGGAGAGAGAAAGGGAAAAGGAGCGCCAAAGAGAGAGGGAGCGCAGUAUCUCCCCUUCACAUCAGCACAGUGAUGAGGAGCGUCAGCAGCAGGAGAGACGCCACAGCGAGCGGGAUCAAGAGAGGCAUCGGGAUCGCCCCGAGCGAGACAGAGAGGAGAGACACCGCGAACGCAGACACCGCGAAAGGGCUGAGGGACGGCACAAGUCCUCACACAGGAGCAGCAGCAGGCGCAGGAGACACAGUAGUGAGGAGGGGGCCCACAGUCACAAGAGAAGCCGGCACAAGCGCCAGAAGCACGCCCGCGAGAACAGAGAAGCCAAUGAGGAGCCCAGCCCUGAAGCAGACACCCAAUCAGAGGCGGCAGACUGACAGGCCAGUUAGCCAUACAGACCAAUCACAGAGCCUGGUGGGAGAGACACUUUCCCGCCCUUGUCAAUUGAACUACAUGCCCAAUGUGAGCCUUGUUAUUUUUUUUCUGUUACAUUGCCAACUCUGAAGUGGAAGUAUAAGUUACAAAUGUGUCUCAAGGUCAAAUACAGAAAAUACUUGAAUUUUGUUUUACUAAUUUAUCAAAUUUAAUUAAUUUUAUGAGUGCUGCUCUAAUUUAACAAAACUGUGCCUCAUAGUUAAAUUAAAAAAGAAAUACUUGAAUUUUGUUUUACUAAUUUAUUUAAUUUAAUUUUAUGAGCAGUGCUCUAAUUUGACAAAACUGUGUGCUCAGGAGGAGUGUUAUCCUAAGAGGGAUAUUGAUUUUGUUUGUUUGAUUUUGCAGAAACAAUUGUUUAUUUAUAAAUAUUUUUGU
Engraulis encrasicolus (European anchovy) is the source of this 2422-nucleotide messenger RNA. RefSeq names its product FIP1 like 1a (S. cerevisiae) (gene fip1l1a). The record is from RefSeq and is a predicted model, not a curated record. The transcript has 17 exons. Bases 190 to 1989 code for a protein of 599 amino acids. Gene Ontology annotation, cellular component: mRNA cleavage and polyadenylation specificity factor complex. Lineage: Eukaryota; Metazoa; Chordata; Actinopteri; Clupeiformes; Engraulidae.